Molecule: messenger RNA, 1877 nt
Organism: Phyllostomus discolor (pale spear-nosed bat)
Lineage: Eukaryota; Metazoa; Chordata; Mammalia; Chiroptera; Phyllostomidae
Gene: VIM
Product: vimentin
Exons: 9
Coding region: 150-1556 (468 amino acids)
Biological process (GO): intermediate filament organization
Cellular component (GO): cytoplasm; axon; plasma membrane
Molecular function (GO): structural constituent of cytoskeleton
Source: RefSeq, a predicted model, not a curated record
GGGGUCCAGUCCUCUGCCACUCUUGCACCGGGUCCCGCGCUAGAGACGCAGCAGCGCUCCCAUUGCCCACACCCACCUCGCCUCGCUCGCCUCUCUGCCGGAGCCAGUCCCACCGCGCUGCACCUAACCCACCACCACCCUCCGCAGCCAUGUCCUCCAGGUCCGUGUCCUCGUCCUCGUCCUCCUACCGCCGGAUGUUCGGCGGUCCAGGCACCGGCAGCCGGCCAAGCAGCAGCCGGAGCUAUGUGACCACGUCCACCCGCGCCUAUAGCCUGGGCAGCGCUUUGCGCCCCAGCGUCAGCCGCAGCGUGUACGCCUCGUCUCCCGGAGGUGUGUACGCCACGCGCUCCUCCGCGGUGCGCCUGCGGAGCAGUGUCCCGGGCGUGCGGCUGCUGCAGGACUCCGUGGACUUCUCGCUGGCCGACGCCAUCAACACCGAGUUCAAGAACACCCGCACCAACGAGAAGGUGGAGCUGCAGGAGCUCAAUGACCGCUUUGCCAACUACAUCGACAAGGUGCGCUUCCUGGAGCAGCAGAACAAGAUCCUGGUGGCGGAGCUCGAGCAGCUUAAGGGCCAGGGCAAGACGCGUCUGGGGGACCUCUAUGAGGAGGAGAUGCGGGACCUGCGCCGGCAGGUGGACCAGCUCACCAACGACAAGGCCCGAGUGGAGGUGGAGCGCGACAACCUAGCGGAGGACGUAAUGCGGCUCCGAGAAAAGCUGCAGGAGGAGAUGCUUCAGAGAGAGGAAGCCGAGAGUACACUGCAGUCCUUCAGACAGGAUGUUGACAAUGCUUCUUUGGCUCGUCUUGACCUUGAGCGUAAAGUGGAGUCUUUGCAAGAAGAGAUUGCCUUUUUGAAGAAACUCCACGAUGAGGAAAUCCAGGAGCUGCAGGCCCAGAUUCAGGAGCAGCAUGUCCAAAUCGAUGUGGAUGUUUCCAAGCCUGACCUCACGGCUGCGCUGCGUGAUGUCCGUCAGCAGUAUGAAAGUGUGGCUGCCAAGAACCUUCAGGAGGCUGAGGAAUGGUACAAGUCCAAGUUUGCUGACCUCUCUGAGGCUGCUAAUCGGAACAAUGAUGCCCUGCGCCAGGCAAAGCAGGAGUCUAACGAGUACCGGAGACAGGUGCAGUCCCUCACCUGUGAAGUGGAUGCGCUUAAAGGAACUAAUGAGUCCCUGGAACGCCAGAUGCGUGAAAUGGAAGAGAACUUUGCUGUUGAAGCUGCUAACUACCAAGACACUAUUGGCCGCCUGCAAGAUGAGAUUCAGAACAUGAAGGAAGAAAUGGCUCGUCACCUUCGUGAAUACCAAGACCUGCUGAAUGUUAAGAUGGCUCUUGACAUUGAGAUUGCCACCUACAGGAAGCUGCUGGAAGGCGAGGAGAGCAGGAUUUCUCUGCCUCUUCCCAACUUUUCUUCCCUGAACUUGAGGGAAACCAACCUGGAUUCACUCCCUCUGGUUGACACCCACUCAAAAAGGACACUUCUGAUUAAGACAGUUGAAACUAGAGAUGGACAGGUCAUCAAUGAAACUUCUCAGCAUCAUGAGGAUCUGGAAUAAAAAUUGCCCACACUUGGUGCCGCAAUAUAUUACCAGCGAGAAUAAAAAAGAAGUUCAUAUCUUAAAGAAACAGCUUUCAAGUGCCUUUCUGCAGUUUUUCAGGAGCGCAAGAUAGGUGUGGAAUAGGAAUAAGCUCUAGUUCUUAAGUCCCAACACUCCUCUAAGAGAUUUAGAAAAAAAGUUUACACCAUAAUCUAGUUUACAAAGAAACCUUGUGCUAGAAUACUUUUUAAAAAGUAUUUUUGAAUACCAUAAAAACUGCUUUUUUCCAACAACUAUCCAACCAAUUUGUUUCUGCUUCAAUAAACCUUUGGAAAACUC